ACACUAUCAGCAGCAGCAGCACUGGGGUGUCCACAGGUGAUCGUCGGAUCUCUCUGACGCGGGUAAAACAGCAUUCCGCAAAUGUUUCGGCGGACCGUAGCGGCUCUCGGCGCACAAUGGCCGCGGCGAAUGGAGACUCGUCGGACAGCUGCUCAUUUCACCUUCACACCGAACCAGACUCAGCCUCCGGUGCAAGGGAACUCGGAGAAGCUCAACAUGUAUCAGAGUAUAACUAGUGCCCUGGACAUCGCGCUGAGUAAAGACCCGACGGCAGUGAUUUUCGGAGAAGAUGUGGCGUUCGGGGGAGUAUUCCGCUGCACUGUGGGCCUUCAGGAAAAAUAUGGGUCCGACAGAGUUUUCAACACUCCUCUGUGCGAGCAGGGAAUCGCCGGCUUCGCAAUCGGCGUCGCGGUCAGCGGUUCAACGGCUAUCGCCGAAAUGCAAUUCGCUGAUUACAUUUUUCCCGCUUUCGACCAGAUUGUUAAUGAAGCGGCCAAGUUUCGAUAUCGUACCGGCAAUCAGUUUGACGUCGGCUCCUUGACGAUCCGAACUCCGUGCGGGGCCGUUGGUCAUGGCGCUCUGUACCAUUCCCAGAUGACCGAGGGGUAUUUCGCUCAUUGUCCGGGUCUGAAGCUAGUCAUCCCGAGAGGUCCGACCCAGGCCAAGGGUCUUCUACUCUCAUGCAUAAGGGAUCCCAACCCUUGUAUAUUUUUCGAACCGAAAAUUCUCUAUCGAUUGUCGCAAGAAGAAGUUCCCGUGGACGACUUUUCCAUACCGUUAUCCCAGGCGGAAGUCGUUCGACCCGGCAAGGAUAUCACAAUCGUCUCGUGGGGUACGCAAGUUCACGUGGCCAACGAGGUUUGCGAUCUGGCGGAGAAGGAGGGGAUCGAAUGCGAACUCAUCGAUCUACAGACCAUUCUGCCCUGGGAUAAAAAAACCGUCGCCGAGUCCGUCAAGAGAACCGGACGGCUGAUCGUCACUCACGAAGCCUCGCUCACCGCCGGCUUCGGCGCGGAAAUCGCCGCAUCGAUACAGGAAGAAUGCUUCCUGUAUCUGGAAUCUCCCGUGAAGCGGGUCACCGGUUAUGACACCCCGUUCCCGCACGUCUUCGAGCCGUUUUACCUCCCCACGAAGUGGAAGCUUCUGGACGCCGUCAGGAAAUCUCUCAAGUAUUGACACUCGUCGUUAGAAGGCUUUAUCCAUUGACCAUAAUCAUCCCAAAGACUUGGGAAGAGCUUCUUUGGAACUAUGAGUCUUUUCAUCUUUGUGCAAAGGACUGAAGUUUUACAGACUCAAUUUUUACCGAUGGACUGACAAUGAGUAGCGGCAUUGUCUUAUGCAAUAAAAUGUUUUUUACUG
Messenger RNA from Galendromus occidentalis (western predatory mite), 1359 nucleotides. It is a transcript of the gene BckdhB, whose product is annotated as Branched chain keto acid dehydrogenase E1 subunit beta. Gene Ontology annotation, biological process: branched-chain amino acid catabolic process; response to nutrient. NCBI's taxonomy places the organism in Eukaryota, Metazoa, Arthropoda, Arachnida, Mesostigmata, Phytoseiidae. Bases 82 to 1176 code for a protein of 364 amino acids. The record is from RefSeq and is a predicted model, not a curated record. Gene Ontology annotation, cellular component: oxoglutarate dehydrogenase complex. The transcript is spliced from 7 exons.